AUGUUCGGAGAUUUGGGCUUCGAGUACAAGGUUGGUAUUUUUGCCCAGAACCGGUCUCCAGCUGAGUCGGAUGGCCGUGGCGCACCAUCGAGCGUCACACAGCGCACCACGCGCCCCAACACCGGGGACUCUACAGUUCGCUCUGCGCGGUUAGAGGUCCUGGUGACAAGCCGUGCCGCAGCCUCUGAACGAUCGGCGGUCUCCGCGAGGCACUGGCGAGAAACCUCUUACGAGGCCUGCCUGGAUGCGGAACAGGAGCCGGAAGAGAAGCGGUUCCCGCAAGCGCAGUCCAUGAUGCAGCGCGGUUUUCAUGCGCUGAUGGAGUUCCUGGACUUCACCAACCGCAGGUAUGGCAAUCCAGCCAGAACCUGGUUUAUCCUGGACCCAGAGGCGAACAUGAAGCUGGGCAUGCGACAGUUUGAGCGAAAGUGCAUGGACAUUGGCUUCCGUGGGCACAUUCCCGCGCUUUGGAAGUACAUGGACAAGCGAGAUUCUGGUGUCGUAACCCUCCUGGACCUACACACGGUCACUGCCAUGGAGUUGGCGCGCUUCAAGCUGCUGAUCCGUGACCGAUUUAGGGACAGCGCUGCCGAAAUGUUCCGAUUCCUGGACGACAACCGCAGCGGCCGCGUGAAUCGAAUCACCUUCUCAGCGCGCUUGCAGACGCUCCACUACCGGGGCAAGGCGUCAAGCCUCUUCCAGUACCUCGACCGCCAGGGCUUGGGCAUCUUGACGGUUCAUAGCCUGGCUUUCCUGGACCGCUGGCAACUUCCAGCCUACAUGUACUACCAGCCUGAUCCAAAUGCCAUGCGCGUGAUCAAGGCGAAGCUUCUGGAGCUACACCAGCAUCCCCUCAUCGCCUGGCGCAAGAUCGACAAGGCUCCUCUGGAUGAGGGAUGGUUCGAGCUAAGCCCGAGGAUGUAG
Symbiodinium pilosum is the source of this 924-nucleotide messenger RNA. Lineage: Eukaryota; Dinophyceae; Suessiales; Symbiodiniaceae. The record is from the annotation of a GenBank genome assembly.